Pantherophis guttatus is the source of this 3178-nucleotide messenger RNA. RefSeq names its product serine/threonine kinase 26 (gene STK26). The record is from RefSeq and is a predicted model, not a curated record. Gene Ontology annotation, biological process: protein phosphorylation; negative regulation of cell migration. NCBI's taxonomy places the organism in Eukaryota, Metazoa, Chordata, Lepidosauria, Squamata, Colubridae. Gene Ontology annotation, cellular component: cytoplasm; Golgi apparatus. Gene Ontology annotation, molecular function: ATP binding; protein serine/threonine kinase activity.
CAAGCCCUGCAGACUGAGAGGGGCCUGGCUCGCACCACAACUCCCGGCAGCCCCUGCGGCAAAGACGGCGGCGCCGGCGCGGGGCAUGCUGGGAGCUGUAGUUCGGCGGGCGCCGGCUCCCCUGCGCGGCGGAAAGGCCCCGUUGCAGCUCAGGCCGCCUUCCUCCUCCUCCUCCUCCUCUUCCUCGGAGCCGCCAUGGCCCUCUCGCCCGUGGCCGUGCAGGUGCCCGGCAUGCAGAACCACCGAGCAGACCCCGAGGGCCUUUUCACCAAGCUGGAGCGCAUCGGGAAGGGCUCCUUCGGAGAAGUCUUUAAGGGCAUCGAUAACCGGACGCAGCACGUGGUGGCCAUUAAAAUCAUCGACCUGGAAGAAGCCGAGGAUGAAAUUGAGGACAUCCAGCAGGAGAUCACGGUGCUCAGCCAGUGUGACAGUCCUUAUGUCACCAAGUACUACGGCUCCUACUUGAAGGGCACAAAGUUGUGGAUAAUAAUGGAAUAUUUAGGUGGGGGAUCGGCCCUGGAUUUGCUCCGUGCUGGCCCCUUCGAUGAGUUCCAGAUCGCUACGAUGCUGAAGGAGAUCCUGAAAGGGUUGGACUACCUGCAUUCAGAGAAGAAAAUCCACAGAGACAUCAAAGCUGCCAACGUGUUGCUGUCUGAACAAGGAGAUGUGAAGCUUGCGGAUUUUGGGGUUGCUGGACAACUGACCGAUACUCAAAUUAAGAGGAACACCUUCGUAGGGACGCCUUUCUGGAUGGCCCCCGAAGUCAUUCAGCAGUCGGCCUAUGACUCAAAAGCUGAUAUCUGGUCUCUUGGGAUCACCGCCAUCGAACUAGCCAAAGGGGAGCCUCCGAAUUCAGACAUGCACCCGAUGCGGGUGCUCUUCCUCAUCCCUAAAAACAACCCCCCCACCCUCGCCGGAGAAUUCAGCAAACCCUUCAAAGAAUUUAUCGACGCCUGUCUGAACAAGGACCCGACGUUUCGUCCCACGGCCAAGGAGCUGCUGAAGCACAAAUUCAUCCUGAAGAACGCCAAGAAGACCUCCUACCUGACGGAGCUGAUUGACAGGUUCAAGAGAUGGAAAGCAGAAGGACACAGCAGCGACGAAACGGACUCGGACGGCUCGGAUUCCGAGUCGAGCAACAAGGAGAACAAUUCCCACCCCGAGUGGAGUUUCACUACCGUGCGGAAAAAGCCGGACGCCAAGAAAGUGCAGAACGGAACAGACCAAGAUCUCCUGAAAACCUUGGGCUGUUUAAGCCUGAUCAUCAAUCCCGUGUUUGCAGAGCUGAAGCAGCAAGACUCCAACAACGCCAACAAGAGGCAGGCCAUCGAAGAGCUGGAGAAGAGCAUCAGCCUGGCAGAAGCCGCCAGCCCCGGGAUCACCGACAAGAUGGUCAAGAAGCUGAUGGAGAAAUUUCAGAAGUUCUCUGCCAAUGACUCCUGAGGAAGGACCCACCCCCUGGGCCCCCCACCCCCAGGAUGCCGUCCCACCCGGACGCGUCUCCUUGCAGCCCACCAAACCCUUCUCUGGCUCGGCUUCUUUUCCUGAGUUCCUGUGCCUUUCGGGAUCAUCGCAAUAGAUUUUUUUUUUUUUUUGAUGAUGAUCGCGGAUUCGGAUUUAAGGAUUUAACUCCACUCUUUUGUAAAUGGCAUACGUGCUUUCUUUCUUUUCUCUUUUCCUUCCUUCCUUCCUUUCAUUUUUUUUUUUUGUAAAGAGCGACUUUUAAUAUUUUAGUUCCCAACUUCUUUAAUCCAGCUCAAACGAGACAAAAACCGUCUGUGCCGUUUGCUUCUUAGGUGCAGCCGGGGGGCUCUCAAUUGCCAACUGCCCCAGGCGGAUCGGCCUCCUCUACAAAUCUGGAGCCUUUUUUUUUUUUACUUUUAAACUUCACAGAAAACAUCUUUCGGGAGCGUUUGGGUUUCUCUUCUCCUCUGCCUGAGUUGCAGAUCUCCUACAGUCCCCCCAAAGCCAGGCUCGGCACGUAACUUUUAGGCGCGAAGGCUGCACGGAAGCACUUCUCCAUUUGGGCCCCGGCGUCUUUCUUCGGGCCCGUGCUGCCGAGUGUGAGGAACUGGCCACAGCCUCCGCUCGCUUGGAAUUUGGCACAGUGUUUUAUUUGGGGUGGGGGGUGUCACCUCCGCCUGAAAGCAAUACGUCAACGGCUUGGCCAGUUAUCCUGUGUACAGUUUGUAUGUACCCCUUUUGUAGAGCAAGAUAUCCCAGCGGCAACGGGGCAAGGGGUCAGGUGUAAAAGAAACCAAGACGGCAGCCGGGGGCCACGCCUAUGAAGCCCACUCCUCCUCCUCUUCUUUUUUUUUUGUUCGUUUAAAAAAAAACACGCAUUGCACACGAAAGGGGUAGGCUGCAGUGGCAUGGACACAGCCGCCGUUUAGGUUCCCUAGAGGCCCCCCUCCUUCCCUCCUCCCCACGCAAAAGAAACGUUCAUCAUGGUAAGAAAAUUUUAAAGCAAUAUGGUUGAAAGGUUUUUGGGGUGGGGGGAUUGGCAAUAAUGGACCCAAUUCGACCCGAGUUUUUUCUCCCUGGAGUAAAAUUGGAUAGAAAGGAAAAUCUGUGCUGUCAGGUCCGAGCAGUACCUGAAAUUGUGUCACCAGCGUUUUGUGGGGUGUGUAUGUGGGAUUAUUUUUUCCCCCCCGUUGUAAGAUAUUGAUCGACUUACGAAGUCCUUUACGUGUAUCCACAACCCGUUAAUUUCCCCCUCCUUCCCAAAGUGUAUUUUUAAAUAUCUAUUUACCAGUUAAUAAGCAAAUAAUUGAGUUAUAGAUAUUCUUUCACGGAAAAAAGAUAAGUACUGUGCAGUACAGAGGUGAUUUUUCUUUUCUUUUUUUUUCAGAAAAGGUAGAAGAAAUUAUAAACUUGCUUUCGAUUAUAUAUUUAUGGUACUGUUUGAGAUGAGGUUCUCUCUCUUUUGCCUUUUCAACCCAGUUUGUAUAUUAUGCUAUCGAAGUGUGUUGUAUUUCAGUCUUUGGUUGUGGAAGUGUGGGUGUAAAUUUAUUUUUGAUAAAAAGUCUGGAUAUGUUUAAUUUUAUAGUUCAGAUCUGCACAUUUUUUUUUCUUUUUCUUUUUUCGUUUGGUUUUUGCACAGCAUUCAUUUUAAAGGAUUUGAAGUGUAUCAGCCAAAUAUGGAACGGAGUUAAAUAAGAGUGCAAACAACCAGUGA